Molecule: messenger RNA, 1890 nt
Organism: Amphiprion ocellaris (clown anemonefish)
Lineage: Eukaryota; Metazoa; Chordata; Actinopteri; Pomacentridae
Product: 6-phosphofructo-2-kinase/fructose-2,6-bisphosphatase 2-like
Exons: 4
Coding region: 954-1274 (106 amino acids)
Source: RefSeq, a predicted model, not a curated record
UCCUGGAUCACAGGAAUUGAAAAGACAUGAGGAAGCAUAAGUUAGCAGAAUGAAAAGCACCCAAAGUCUGCUCCAAAAACCAGACGUGUUUAAUUGUUAGCUUUAGUGGUGCAACAGACAGAUUUUGAUGUUUUUGGACAGAGCCAAGAUAGAGUUUCUGUUGCUGCAGUUUAUCAUAAAGUCCCCCUUAUGACAGACUGUAAAAAUAAUGGAGCUACAGAGUCCCACAAGGGUCACGCUGAGAUUUGUUUUGAUUUAUUUUACCUCACAUUACUUUUUUGUUACCUCCCAAUAACUGUUGUGUUCAUUCACAGUAUGCUUUAAUUCCUCCUGAUCCAUAUGAGCAGUUUGUGGGAUGAUCUGGUCCAUUUAUAAACUCUGCCAAGCCAGAGAAAGUAGAGAUGAUGGUACAUUUUAUAUGAUGCAUUUAUUACUCAUUAUUCUUUUUAAAAGGUAGAUUUCAGAUAGCAUCCAGCUGCUGGUUGUAGGAGCAGCUGCUCUGUCUGCUGUGAUGGUGAAGGUGUAGCUGGAUAGAUGGUUGCUGUUGAGACUCUGACUGCUGCUAUGUUUCCAGCUAUGGUGCCGCAAUGUCCAGCUGUUAACAAUUUGAACCUGCUGUGCUUAUUUGCGGGUUUUUUUUUCAACAAAAUUGAAGCCUCAAUACAACGCUCAGCCAGCAACGCAAUCACUGCACCCUCAGAGUUACAACCCUUAAAAGCAUGCCACAGCCAGAGUCAUAAUGACCAAAGCACACAAGCGUGUCCUCAAAAACAUGAGAGAAAAAUCCACAAACGUUUAAGAGAAUUCAAAAACAUGACUGAGUAAAACCACAGCACAGCCAAGUCUGACUUGUCUCUUUAAUUUUUCUUGACACAGAUGAUCUGCCGUACUUGAAGUGUCCCCUGCACACGAUCCUAAAGCUCACCCCUGUGGCUUAUGGUUGUAAAGUGGACAUGUUUGACCUGAAGGUGGAGGCUGUCAACACUCACAGGAACAGACCAUUUAAUAAAGCCCGACCGGACGCUGUGCCACCAGCUUUCCUCCGAAGGAACAGUUUCACUCCUCUAUCCAGCCAAGACCAGAUUAAACGGCCUCGGCUGUACAGCGUCGGUAACCCUCCACAUGCUCGUAUGUCGCAGGCUCCCACUUUACCCAGCAUGCAAUUCUCUGAGGCGUCUGAGGGGACAGAAUUGCUACAAGGCGAGGGCACUCUGAACGGUUUCAGUGCUGCAGACACAGAUGAGUGUGUUCGGAGUGUAACAGGAAGCACAUGAAGAGAUUUUUUCUGUAACUUCUUCUCAUCUGUCACGUGGAACAUCUGUACUCACUCCUACAUUUUGCUAUUUAACUCAGGCUUUCCUCCACGAGUUAACACCAGCUGUGAUGACCAGCAGUAAAAGCCAGCUUCAGCCAUGAAUUCUUAAGCACUGUAUAACACAUUGUAUCUGUGUAACCUUUUGUGUGUUUAAUCUCUUUGGUUUUAGCAUGUAUGUGCACACACUUGUAGUCUGGACUGUGAUCCGUGUCAGAUAUACAAAUCAAGGAUUUGUAGUCAAGAAACCUUUCCAGUCUUAUUAUUCUGCAUUAAAUGUAGAAUGUGAUUAUGAAUCAUAUACGUCGGUGGAAGGUGUUGCCUUCAGUUUUAGUAGAAAAGAGUGCCUCUCUUGAAGGAAGCCUUAAUUUGUCCUCAGAUUGUUUCUUUAUCUUUCCUAUUUAAACAUUCCCAGGUAAUGUGCAUCCUUCCUCUGAUGAUCUGACAAGAUGUAGUAAUUAUUUUAUUCUGAAGUUUAAAUUAAGCUUGCAAAUUUGCAGUUUAGCUUGGGCAGACACAAGCUGUAAAAAUGAAUUAAAUGUUUCAUCCCGCCCUAUAAAAAGUGCAUUAGCUACUGA